Molecule: messenger RNA, 8493 nt
Organism: Syngnathus acus (greater pipefish)
Lineage: Eukaryota; Metazoa; Chordata; Actinopteri; Syngnathiformes; Syngnathidae
Product: CUGBP Elav-like family member 4
Exons: 13
Coding region: 59-1537 (492 amino acids)
Biological process (GO): regulation of alternative mRNA splicing, via spliceosome; mRNA splice site recognition
Cellular component (GO): cytoplasm; ribonucleoprotein complex; nucleus
Molecular function (GO): mRNA binding
Source: RefSeq, a predicted model, not a curated record
GAGGGAGAGAGAGAGAGAGCGAGAGAGCCGAGCCCCGCCGGCGGCCCAUUGAGGAAAGAUGGCCACAGUCAGUGCAAACGGAGUGCUGCGGGAGAAUGGAUUCAGCACCACGGACAGCGGCGGCAGGAUGAACGGGCUCGGCCUCGGUAGUCAGAACACCAUCCCCAUGAAGGACCACGACGCCAUCAAGCUCUUCAUCGGCCAGAUCCCUCGCAACCUGGAGGAGAAGGACCUCAAACCGCUCUUUGAGGAAUUCGGCAAGAUUUACGAACUCACGGUACUGAAAGACAGGUUUACCGGGAUGCAUAAAGGAUGUGCCUUUCUUACAUACUGUGCCAGAGAGUCAGCACUGAAAGCCCAGAGCGCCCUCCAUGAACAGAAGACUCUGCCAGGGAUGAAUCGGCCCAUCCAGGUGAAGCCAGCAGACAGCGAAGGACGGGGAGAAGACAGGAAGCUGUUUGUGGGGAUGCUCGGCAAGCAACAGAGCGAGGAUGACGUCCGGCGGCUCUUCGAGACCUUUGGCCAGAUUGAGGAGUGCACCGUCCUGCGGGGUCCUGAUGGGGCCAGUAAGGGCUGUGCUUUUGUCAAAUUCUCCAGCCACGGAGAAGCACAGGCUGCCAUCAACAGCUUGCAUGGUGGACAGACCAUGCCUGGCGCCUCGUCCAGCUUGGUGGUCAAAUUCGCAGACACCGACAAGGAGCGGACUUUGCGCCGGAUGCACCAGAUGGCGGGUCAGCUCGGCAUCUUCAGUCCCAUGACUAUCCAGUUUGGGGCCUAUGGCGCCUACUCUCAUGCUGUAAGUCUCAGCCCGGCAGGGGAGGAGACGCAGAUGAUGCAACAGCAAGCAGCCCUGAUGGCGGCAACACAAGGGUCCUACCUGAACCCCAUGGCGGCCAUUGCUGCCGCGCAAAUGCAGCAAAUGGCGGCGUUCAAUGUCAACGGCCUGGUGGCGACUCCGAUGACACCAUCCUCAGGCACCAGCACACCCCCAGGCAUCACUGCAACUGUCCCCAGCAUAGCCACGCCCAUCGGGGUCAACGGCUUUAGUGCCCUCGCGCCACAAACCAACGGGCAGCCCACGUCCGAGCCAAUUUACAGUAACGGCAUUCACCCUUACCCAGCACAGAGUCCGACAGUGACCGACCCUCUCCAGCAGGCUUACGCCGGCGUCCAACACUACGCAGCAGCCUACCCCGCCGCCUAUGCGCCAAUCAGCCAAGCAUUCCCCCAGCAGCCGACCAUCAUUCCCCAGCAACAGCGGGAAGGGCCGGAGGGCUGCAACCUGUUUAUUUAUCACCUGCCCCAGGAAUUUGGUGACGCGGAGCUCAUGCAAAUGUUUCUCCCUUUUGGCAAUGUCAUCUCGGCGAAAGUCUUUGUGGACAGAGCGACCAAUCAGAGCAAAUGUUUCGGCUUUGUGAGUUUUGAUAACCCCUCGAGCGCCCAAGCUGCCAUUCAGGCCAUGAACGGCUUUCAAAUAGGCAUGAAGAGGCUGAAGGUGCAGCUAAAGCGGCCAAAGGACGCCAACCGACCUUACUGACUGGUCUACAGGCCUGAUCAAGGAUGAAGGGCCCACAACACCUUAUUUCCACAAGUGCAGUCAAAGACUCCUUGCUCUUCUACAUAUCACGACGGACAGGUGGUCCCUUAAUCCCACUGGAAUCCCACUGGAAGAUUGGGUGACUGAGUGAAGAAUCCCAAUUUUUAUUUUUCCUCCAUUUUUUGGCAAAUGCCUUUUUUUUGUCUUAUCAAUCCCUGUUUCUUUUAUUUAUGAAUUAAUUUAUUUUUGGCUUAGGCAUCCGUAGGAAGCAGAUUUUUUGCAAAGACCAACUUUUUUGCUGCUCUUUUUUAGACAUGAUGAGUUGAAAAGAAGAAAAAAAAACACACUCAUAGACUCAUUAUGCUCAAAGCAUGCAUACCAUCAACACGCAUACAAACAAGAUGCUAUAGCUAAGGAAAAUUACAAAAAAAAACAUUGUACAUAAGUGCAAAUGCCAAUUCAAGUACUGAAGCAAAUACACACACAUACAUGCAAGCAAACACGUACACACACCAGCCUGCUGCCAUUUUGGUUUUUGUGCCUACACAGACGUUGUGUGCUCUGUGACAGGGCCGACCGAGCACUGGAUGGAUGAUGAUGACAAAGAAGAGGAAGAAUCCAGGAUAAUUUACAUGCAUCAUUCCUUAGGAAAUAGGGACCAAAGGACUAAAAAAAAAAACGCUUUUUAAACAAAUAUAUAAAUAUAUAAAUAUAUAUUUAAAAAAACUCAUACCUUGUAGCUACAACUAUUACUCUUAGUCAAAAAAAGUAACAAAAAAAAUCAUUAAAUCAAUAUCCAGUGGCCUACUGUAAUAAAAGAAAAUGGACUUUAUGUAUUGAAGAAAAAAAAAACAUGGAAUUGUAGUGUAGGGGCUGUUUUUUUUGUUUGCUCUGGAUGCUAAUCGGGCACCAAGUUGUAUCAUAGUGAAGUGGGUAAAGAAAAAAAAAUGUAGAUUUGCUCAUUUUUCCUGUUGUUAAAAAAUACUUGAAGUUGCAAUGGUGAAGGACAAGAAGAAAUUAACAAUGGACAGUGCUGUUUACGACACUGGAUACUGCGCUCAUCACCAUGUCCAAGGCACCGCAAAAAGGAGAGACUGAUUCCCGGAAAGGGCAAAAGAAUGAACUAACUUGUGCCUGCGCUAGACAGAGUGCAGACACUGAAGGCUCCUCCUUAGCCUUUACGUUCAAGCGACAAUCCACUGUAAAAGACCAAGCAACACGGACCCCCGAGGGCGCCUUUUGGAUUUUUUUUUUCUGGCCCUUUUUGUAUUGCGCAACGUGAAAAGCAAAGUGGUUCAAUGAAGGGCGGCAAAUAAUACAAGGAUUUUGAGGGAACAGGAAAGCUACUGAAACUGCCAGAAGAAUGAAAACUAAAGUUUCCACCAAGUGGUAUCGUUCAGUUUGCCACGGUAUGGUUCUGUAAACACUGACGGCCAGGAGGCAGCCACAAUUAACUAAUUAAUAAUUAAAUAAAUUAGGGCCCAGUUCUGUGUGCAGACAGUAUCUAUAAAUAAAUCUGAUUUGUAAGCCAUAUUUUUUCCUGUUCGAUCUUCUGUAUAAACAACAUGGACAUGUAAUGGGACGACUAAUAAACGUCUUUUCUAAGUUGAGCUUUGAGGAUGCGUGGAAAUAAAUUUCGGAAAGCUACGAACCUGAAAUUCAUGUCUCCCACUGCUGUUUGCUGAAAGAAUGUUGGGUUGCGUCAUAAAAACUCACACAAUAAUUUCCCAUCCAUACCGAACUGAACUGAACAAUACUGCUUGGUGGAAACAUAAAAUAAGUUGUAUAGUUGUGUCCAACGUCCCCUCAAAAAGAACCAAUAAUGUUAUUAUAUGAACUACCUAUAAAUGUUAAGACAUAAUAAGACCAACAGAAUUACACAUCCGAAACAUUCCACUGUGAACAUGCUUCUCGACCUACUUUUUUGGUAACAAUCCAUGUCAAUUCCCCAAAAAAGCUGAAGACACAGUCCGUCAUAAAAUGCCAACUUGUAAAUUAGCUCUGGCUCUGAACGUUCCCCAAUUUGCUCGGUUGGAACGUCGCAACGAUUCGAUCAACAGUAGUGGAUGGCAGGCAGUAAGAAGAACGGAGGUGGGAGGGAGGGAGUGAGUAAACAUCCUUCAAAGUAAUGCUGCGAGGAUGAAGCCCAAACACUAUAAAAAUAGAAGGUGUAACCAAGCUCCUGGUGACAAGCACCAUAUAUCUGUUCUGCGGGUCCCACAAAAAAAAAUAGGAUUAAAGCGUUCAGAAAGCUUGGUCCAAAACAGUUGGAGUAUUAAAUCUCAUUGUCUCUCAAGAGAAUAAAACGUAAACCAGAUUUAUUGCAAACAACUGACAAUGUGCUACAGAUUUGUAUAUUCAUUGUGAUAAAGCACAAGUUGCCAAGAUAGUGUCAAAACCCCUUUGCUCAGUUCUGCUCAUAUCAAUUAUCCCCUGUCCUCCUUAUUGCACUGUAAUCACCAGCUUUUAUCCAGCAACAGUUUAAAAAGAGAAAUAUCACCAGGAUAUUUACAGGGACCAAAUGAUGAGUAGGGGCGGAUAUUUCCUCGGAUGACACAGGAAAGAUUAGCCAAAAUGAUGUUUGUGCCUACCCUUACAUUUGAGAGUUGGCCCGAGAUUAGCAACACUGCCAAAAUAUCCCCAAAGACAAGAUAGCUGAUGUGGUAUAAAAUAUUUUCAUGUCGUAGCUCAAACUGUUUUAUAUUAUUGAUGGACCAAAAUUUCAGCAAAAGUUAAUCCACGAUUGUAGUGCAUCAAUAAUAAUUUUUGAACUGUGGAGACUCCAUAAUAUUUUUCAUUUGACAUUUUAUGGAGUCAUACAAAGAUAACAUAACUAUGAGGCCGAUUUUCCUUCUAAUUCAAAAAGAUUGAGGAACAAAACAUUGAUUAAUAGACACCCUAACACAAUCAUUGCAAAAAUGUGGCAUCUAAUUGAAAAACUAAACCUGAAAUGGACACCUCAUAUAAUCCCAGGGCUGACACAAUUUUCCCACAACACACCUAUAAAGCAGACAGCAUCUGUAAAUAUUUAUGAUUGAGUUUAAAAAGAAAGUUCUUCCAGUAGCAAUAGUUGUCAACACUGAUACUGAGGAAAUUACAGACGAGGGGAAAAAAACUGCCUAACAAACAAAAGCCACCUCUAAAAAAAAAAUCAAUUCCUUGUACUCUCUGCAGUUGAAAGAAUAAACAUCCCCGGCCACAAUAUGAGAAAAUGCAGUCCUAUUUCUCCGUCUUUGAUUUGCUAUCAUGAAGCAGGGAGUCAAACAAAGCAGUGCUCUGCAAAGUGUUUCUUGUUCAUAAGAGGCAGAACUAAUUGAUGGCAAAUCUAAUGUUCCAUAAGCAAUGAAAUUUCCCGUGCUUGCUUUGGCCUCACAUCGCAGCGCAUGCCGAUCACGAAACCUCACAAGACGACUCUCGCAGGAUGCCAUUGUAGUUCCCAGUGGCAGGUUGUGCACCCGAGUGAGCUGACACCCACGCUAGCCUAUCACGUUGCUGACUAACCAGUGCUGAAUUUACGAUAUGUAAUAUCCUACAGCGAGGUGAAAUGAAAGCGUUAGAUAGGCAGCUGGAAACUUUCAACAAAGAUAGUCUGUAUUACUUUUUACUCCCUUGAGGACACACUUUUUAAAGUGAUGGGUAGUAAAAACAGAAAAAGCCGGGCAGGUUUUUUUUUCCCACCGAAAAGUACAUCUAUCUGUAUGAUGCAAUAUUCAUACUCUGAGUCUGAGUCACUCAAAAUGACAAAAGAUGUGUCCAUGUGUACACAGGUAUAAAAAAUAAAUGAAAAAAAAACCCAAAGUAACCAUUAUAGAUAUUUUCAAACUUCAACCUAAAAGAGCAUUUCAUGAUUAUGACAAGGCAACAGAGAUCAUUAUUCCCAAUUAGAAAUGAAAAUGCCUCACUAAUAACAAUGGCCAAAUUGAGUAAGUAAUUAGUGUAGCCUUCUAAUGAGGCAGAGUAAUUCUUUAAUUAAUGGAACAUGCAUCAAUCUGAUGUAAAGUACAGAAACCAGCACCACAGUAGAAAGCACACUUCUGCCAUUUAGCAUAUCCAAGUAACUUUGUGGACACUCAGGAGGGUCCGGCUAAACAAAAAAUAAUGACUAACCCAAACUAUUCUUCAGAAAACGCUGAAAUAUGGGAAAUAAUUUCCUGGAAAAUCGGGGAAUACCCAAAAGUCAUUUAUUUGGCCUGGCACCAGGGUGGUCCAAACAAAUUUCAGUGGGGCAAUGCCCCAGUAGCCCCACCUCUAGCUCCACCAGUGAAUAGAACCCCUUAAGACCUAUAGUUGGAACUUCUCUUAUAUGGAUCAUCACCAACAUUAGACAGGUUGUUAUUCAUCAGAUUAAUUACCCUACAAAAAAUAAAAUAAUUUUAUCAAGCCCAUUUAGCUCAUAAAAAUAAAUAUCCAGGUCCAUGUGGACACAACCCAAAGUAUUGCCUAUUUUAUAUAUUUUCUAGUUAGAAGUGCACCUUUAACCGUUGAGAUCUUCUCUAACCAAUGUCGGCCAUAUCAACCAGUCUCCAACACUCACCCUAAAAUAGUAGAGAUUGUCAAGGAAAGGAAGUGAAAUGUAAUUGACUGAAAGUCUAGCGAUGAUUAAAGUCACCUGUUGGGACAGAAGGGAAAAAUUAAUGCUUCUCAUUUGAGAGCUGCUUCCAGACUGAUCUUUUCCGUCAUCUCACUCCAGUUGUUACUGGUGUGGAAAUGAGAUUUUUUAGAUGGAAAUAGGCACAGGGUGGUGGUCGUCGAGAGGGGGGGGGGGCUGAAACCUGAAAACUCCAAAUCACUCCUGAUACUCAGGGCAUCAGGCGCGAUGAUGUCAUGAUUAGUGGAGAGGUUCCGAGCCUCGCCUCACCGCCUCACCCUGAGAUGGGAGAUCGCAUCCCAUUACUGUGAUGGCGAUGAACUAUCUAAUUCCUAUCAAGCAGUCACGAGUUUAACAAUAAACGAGAUUACAGUAUAGUUUAAGACCAUAAUGCACAAAGUCACGAGGGAUGUACGAUCGAUCAUGCUUGACUCGGUACGAUAACGAGCAGUUUUUGUGUUAUUUCUUCAUGUAAAUAGCCUAUAAAAUACAAAAUUAGAGAGAUUGUACAGUAGUGUGCUCUGAAAAGCUCCACUCUCUGGUACAAUGAUGUCAUUUGAUACACCGCAGCAGUGCUGGGAUCUGCGGGUCAUUUUUCAGUCCCUCAACUUUUGAAGUUGUCUUACUUUUCCAAAUGCUGGCAUAAGUAACACAAGAGGUUAAGUCCACCCUAGUUUGGAUAUGGUUGCAGUGAAUCAUGGGGACGUGUUGUAGAUUUGUGGAAAUUGAUACCAGAACUCCAGCUCAUGUUCUUAAUCUGCUUUGAAACAUUAUAAAGCAGUAAUGGACCUAAGAAGAAGAAGGGGACGAGGAAGUGACAAAUUAUUGAAGAAAUAUGUCGCCUUCCAUGACUCUUGACCACACUGCUGCUACAUCUCUCUUGUACAUACAAUAUAGCUUAUUUUUCAAUUUUGUUCAGCCUUCUUUAUGGGCUUACGUACAAUAUCUCAUGUUGAAAAGGUAAAAAAAAAACUAAAAAAAAAAAAAACUAAAUAAUCUAUUUCAGUCAAAUAAAGAGAAGGAACCUAAGGAGUAAUUUUAACAAAAAAAUGAAUAGAUAAUACAAUAAUUUUAUUUCUUGUACAGUGUUUCACAAGGAUUUUAUACUCAUGUUGGAAAAUUGGUGAUUUCUCCAAUGUUUUCCUGAGCUAGGAUGGACUCAUUAUCAUGAAGUUUAUUAUGAUUAUGAUUUUUUUAUUUAUUUAUAUUUUUCAGGCUGCAUAUGUAUUUAGAAAAAAAGGAAAAAAAUCUUUAAGAGAUUCCGCAUGCUAACAGCUCUUGGAUCAAUAAUAAACUGGACAAAAUGCACUUAUGGUUACUGGUCAAGUGGAAUCAAGGAGGAAACACUCUUUCUUGCUUAUGUCACUUUUGGGGACCUGCAGACUUCUCACCCCCAUAAGCCGGCCUUUAUUAAAAAAAAAAAAAGUUUAGCAUUUAUACCCUUGUUAGACGUUUCCAUUUGUCCUCUGUGGAAAAGGAGUCCACGAAAGACAGCAAAAUCAACAAAAACCCACCAACAUCAAAACCUAUGCUGUAACCUUGGAAUUAAGCUAUGGAUGAAUUGUCUUUGUUUGAUUCUGUUUCAUUUCUUAAGGGCUGGUGGUUUGUCACAUCUCAUCUAUUCUGUGUUUACAUUCUUGCUUUCUCAUAUGUUGUGGCGAGGGUUUUGCCUCCCAACCGCAAUACACUGGAGAUGUUGAUUUGCCAAUGUGACGAGGGAGUUCUGCCUUAAACCUAGCUUAUUCCCCACUGCUCUUUCUCUUUCUCUCCCUCUCUCUCUUUCUCUCUCUCCUACCUUCUCACCCUCUUUGUCUAUCUCUCCGUCUCUCGCGGUACUACCUGUGAACACUGCUUGGACACCCUGUAUUGUAAAAAUGGGGAGACACCAAAUCCCAAAAGUCAAAGAAACCUGCUGUUUAAUUUACCUCAAGCCCAUCCGUUGCAUGAAUGAGAACAUCUCCAUCACCAUUGGUUACCAGGACCAAAAUAUAGAACUCAGAAGGCUGAGUUUGCGCCAAAUGAGAAUCCAAUCAGAGCCUUCAAAGAGCUCAAACUGAGACACUAGUAGUUUUUGCCUCAUGGGUUUUUCUAUCAUGAGUCAUUCCCAUUUUUGCUAAUCCUAUUCAUUCAUUUUCAUGCAUUUAUACAAAUUAGCAAUGAAUGAAAUUGUACAAUUCCAUGACUCGAACAAAUAGCAUUUUUUGAUUUAUUUUUGAAACAGAGAUGUAAUUUGAAUCAAUGUUGGCUCUGGUCCGAUUCCCCUGGUUUUGGAGUGAUAUCCUCCCCAUAGUGCUCCUGAACGCUGUAGUUCUCUAGUUCAUUAUAUUCUGCUUAGACUAAAAUAAAGCACAGACCUGUAGAAAAAUGA